CCUGCUUGGUCUGUUUCCGGGACAACAACGACGCGUUAGCUUCGCAAAAUACCGCUGUGUUUUUAUUCGUAUAUUCUCAGUAGACACAUCACUGUAUCGUGCUGACAUUCCGAGGUCAAAAUCAUGUCUCAAGAAGAGUGCAUUUGUGAAGGACAGACCAAAGUCUUCGGCGAUCAUGCGGAGGAAGCGAUGGGUUCUGGCGAGCAUCAAGGAGUCAGGGCGGUCAAGUUCCUGCCGGAAGCACAGGAUCUCCUACCUCAGAUGCAGGAAAACGAGCAGAUGGGGCCCAUAGGACCGUGGGCCUCGGGUCGUGUGGACUGGGGACCUCUGGCGGGCCUCACCGGCACCAGGCCCGUAGUCGACAACUACUCCAUCACGCGCUUCAGCGAGGGGGAGUGGCGCAAACACAACCAUGAAGUGCUGUGCGGUGCUAGUGAAGAUCAGCGCCGGGCAAAUGUAGUAGAGUUGAACAGUCGAGAAGCGAUGGAGACAAUAGCUGCUGCCGCCGAUAAGAAGCAGCACAAUAAUACAUUGCUGCUGGGGCAGCGUGCAGCUGAAAUACAUCGCUGGAAGACGGAGCUGGAACGGGCUUUGGAGGAAAUGAUCCUUGAGAUAGACAUGCUGGAAGAACAGCGACGGCGCGCUCGUCAGGCCAAGACGGCUCUUGGUAUUGUCAAAAACAUUACACGAGAAUGUUUGGGACGGAGAGCAAAGCGAAUAGAACCUGACCUUGUACGGGAUGAGGCAGAAGAAGAACUUAUUAAGGAAGCAGCUCUGGUCAAGGAAGUGGAAGACCUGAUAGACAGAACGAUAGUGCAGAUAGAAGAACAGCAGGAGAGGAACAAGGCAACGAAAGCAAGGAUGGAAGACGAUUGGUCGGACAAGAAGCAGUCGUACGACAUAGAGGCUAUCAAUACCAACCUAACGAUCAAGUCUCCAAUAAUCCUGUUCAAACCUGGCGCUACUCGAUUCCCUGACAGCCAGUCAACGCCGGCCGGCUGGAUGGACAAUGUGCAAGACAUCCUGCAGACAGCGCAGGAAGUGCGUGGUCAGUCAUGUGAGUUGAGAGCACUCCUGGAUGGCCCUAUACUAUCGGACUGUGUGAAAGACUUGCGGGAACAGGCAGAUCGGGUAGAUCGGGCACUGGCAAGGCGGGUCGCUGAGACUGAUCUGUGCCGGCAGGCGCUCGAGAACGAGUUACUAGUUGUUGUGAGGCGCAUUGCAGAUACAGAAAAACUAAUCGGCGAGCUGAAAGCAACAAUACGAGCAAUGGAUGCCCCAAUGAAGAAAGCUCAGACACGACUGGAUAACCGAUUACACCGACCACGCAUUGAAAACUGCCGAGACAAAUCACAAUUUGGUCUGGUGGACGAGGUGAAGACACUGGCUGAGCAAGUGAGUUCGCUGCAGGCUAGGCUCAAGGAGGCAGAAGAGGCCUUGGUGCGUCUUUAUACAGCCAGGGGGCAGCUGGAGCGGGAGAUACAGAUCAAACGCAAUAGUCUGUACAUCGACAAGGAUCGUUGCCAAGCCACCCGUUCCCACUACCCAUCAUCAUCUGCACUAGCUGGCCACGCUUAAAUGAUUCUGUACUUUGUGGGUACAAAGGAAGCAGCACUUACAAAUUCAAUUUUGAGUAUUUUCAUUUUCAAGAUUGGUUGGAUUGUAUAAAUAUUUCAUAUUUUUUGUAUCACCUGCUACAUUUUUACAAGAGUUUUCAUACAUUUUUGUGGUGAAAUAAUAAACUUUUUAACAAUCAC
Molecule: messenger RNA, 1757 nt
Organism: Homalodisca vitripennis (glassy-winged sharpshooter)
Lineage: Eukaryota; Metazoa; Arthropoda; Insecta; Hemiptera; Cicadellidae
Product: tektin-4
Exons: 8
Coding region: 124-1578 (484 amino acids)
Biological process (GO): cilium movement involved in cell motility; cilium assembly
Cellular component (GO): microtubule cytoskeleton; nucleus
Source: RefSeq, a predicted model, not a curated record